Saccostrea cuccullata (small rock oyster) is the source of this 1700-nucleotide messenger RNA. RefSeq lists its product as uncharacterized. The transcript is spliced from 3 exons. The record is from RefSeq and is a predicted model, not a curated record. The coding region runs from base 611 to 1480 and encodes 289 amino acids. NCBI's taxonomy places the organism in Eukaryota, Metazoa, Mollusca, Bivalvia, Ostreida, Ostreidae.
GUCGGAUGUUUUAAAAUAUUUGAUACCGGAAGUGUCGGGUUAUUGAGGGGUUUCCUAUGCAAACUGGUAAAAGACAGUUAAUCGAAUUGAAAUUGCAAUAAAGUUGACUCUUUAGAACUUUAAAUGAAGAGCUAUCAUUUAUAUUUCUAAACCAGCUUGCACAUUCGCCGUUCCAAUUAAAAAACGGCUCCGAACCCAAUCCGUUUAAUGUAUUUAAAUGAAGACUCCAAACGGAUAUUAAAUUUCAGUAGAUUAAACGCCAAUUUUAAAAAUUCAUUAACACUGGCGCUUGCACUCUGAUCGGUUUAUUAAAACAGCAGUGAACAAUAUAGGUAGUGCUUUGAACAUUAAGAAGGAUUAAACAUUAAUUCGCACCUGAAUUACGUAGCGGUAGUCUUUUAAGUAGAUGUCAUUGUAGAAAAAAAAAUUGGGGUCAAUUUCGUAUUGCCUUUGACCGCAACUGAGGUUUCAUUCACUCCCGGAAAAAAAGAUAGUAAUUUUGAAAAAUUAUACGCUGAUAUCGACCCAUCAUUUUUAAAGAAGGGGAUGUCCUUUAUUUAAAUGAUCUACUUGCGAUGGAUUUUUACACAUUGAUUUAAUGUGAGUCAUAAUGGAUAUAUCGUUAACUCCGUUCAAAAGACGUUACGUAGAAAACUGGCGAAAAGAUGUUCAAAAACAUCUUGAGGAAGGAUCCAUAUGUCGUAUAGUCGUAGCGCAAAUUAACAGCGAAGAUGAAGAAAAUUCAGAAUCUGCACCGAAGCCAACAACACCUCUCCCACCUCCAUCGGGAAAUCGCGCGAAGCAAGUCUCGCGAGAGAAAACUCCAAACGAGAAGUUAGCAGAUAUGGCAGUCAGUAGUUCUCUACACAUCCACGCCCUCCCAUCAGUCCGAUUCAUGUACACUAACGCCAUGGAACAAAAGAAAAAUUCCGAAAAACUUUACGGAGGUUUUCCCGUCGCUGGUCGGCAAAGUUCGCGAAAAGACGCUCAGGAAACUGUUAAUUCACAGGAAGAUGAAACCGAGGCUAAGCCUCUUGUCAUCGUUGAUCCUCAACUUAUGACUCCCGUAGACCAUCCAGAACUGAGUACGCAAGAAAAUAAGAAACCAAACAGUAAAGAUGUUCGUUUUCCGAUGAAAAUCUCGUCCUUAAAACCUCAGGUCGAAUCCAAAAAAUACAGCAGAUUGCCGCUUUUUGCCAAAUGUAAAAUUCAAUCAACAGAGAGAAACAGUUUUGUGGUUUCCCGGUCAAAUUUUCUGAAAAAUGGGAAAGCAAAGAAUCACAGUUUCUUAACCCUCCCGGUGCGGUUCCAAAUUCAAGCUCAGACGAAUGAACGUUUAAUUCAGAGUUCUGAAAAUUACAUUCUUAAAGAGAAAACAAAUUUAACACAAACACCUAGGAAUGAUGUGAGAUCCCCACGAAAGGUAGAUUUUCCCCUCCCUACACCCCGUAUAGCUUCCAAUACUGUCUGGGCGUGGUAGAACGGGGCUGUUACCAUUUCCCCGCCCCCCAUCGUAGCAUCCAAAAUUGUUUUGAGUUGGUAGGGCGGAGUAGUUUUGUUCCAUUUCGUGAUAAUUCCAAAGACUGUCUUUUGCUAAAUUGAUAUUACUAUAAUUGUUCAUUUAUUGAGAUAUUUUGAUUUUCGCCCAUAAAAUUUAGAUUGUUUUCGUCAAAUAUCUUCGAGUCAACUGAACAAUGGUA